AUGAGUACCGGGUCAUCAUCCGGCGUCUUCUCUACCCCUGUUUUCCUUGGACCUCUAUUCGGUGGAAUCGCCAAUUGGCUAUUUCUAACGCUCUUCAUCUUCACAUUCUCAAACGUCAGUGGCAGUCACCUGAACCCGACUAUUACUUUAGCCACAUUCUUCGCCCGUUUGAUUUCCUUUCCACGAAUGGUUAUAUACCUACUCAGUCAAACUCUAGGUGGAGCCCUAGCUGGGUUCAUACUUCAGUCGGCCUACGGCUCCACAGACUUCACAGUCGGUGGCUGCAAUAUUGACCUGCGGCUAGUUCCUGUUGCGGAUGCCUUUCUUCUCGAGUUCAUUUUCUGCCUGCUCCUGCUGUUCCUCUCCUUUGGAGUGGGCCUUGACCCUAGACAGGGCCAGAUAUAUGGAGCAGCACUUUCACCUUUUCUAGUCGGGAUGACGCUCGGUGUUGUAAGUUGGGGGUCAGCAUUCACUCGGAACGGCUAUUCUGGAGCUUGUUUAAACCCGGCUCGUUGCUUCGGUGUCUACGUGGCCACCUCAUUUCCCAGCUAUCAUUGGGUACAUUGGGUCGGUUCGAUUGUCGCUUCCGUGGGGCAUGGAAUUGUUUACUUUGUUGCACCCCCGUGGGGUUAUAGAGCAAUAUAG
Messenger RNA from Penicillium samsonianum, 645 nucleotides. RefSeq names its product MIP transporter. The coding region runs from base 1 to 645 and encodes 214 amino acids. Gene Ontology annotation, cellular component: membrane. Gene Ontology annotation, molecular function: channel activity. NCBI's taxonomy places the organism in Eukaryota, Fungi, Ascomycota, Eurotiomycetes, Eurotiales, Aspergillaceae. Gene Ontology annotation, biological process: transmembrane transport. The transcript has 3 exons. The record is from RefSeq and is a predicted model, not a curated record.